GGUAACUUUAGUGUUUAAACGCGUGGGGCGUCUGCUGGCACUUUGUUCUGUCCGAGGCACGUUCAUCAGCUGGUAUCAUGGUUCACGAAGUGAAAUAUCUGGAUGAGUUCCAGAAAAUUCUGAAUGAAGCUGGAGACAAGCUGGUGGUGGUGGACUUCACAGCCGAGUGGUGUGGCCCCUGCCAAAUGAUGGCCCCAAUUUUUGUUGAGAUGUCACAGGAGCCUGUCAACACAAACGUGAUUUUCCUGAAGGUGGACGCGACUGAUGGCAGGGAUGUGAAGUCAUUCUAUAAUGUCACCCGCAUGCCUGCAUUUCACUUUUACAAGAAUAACCAGAAGGUGUAUGAGUUCACUGGUGCUGAUGAAGCUCAACUACAUCAAAAAGUGAGAGAGCUCAGAUGAGAUGUCCCACCAAAAACAAAAUCUGUCUCACAUAUCUUUGAUAUUACUGUGUUACUCAUGGCAAUGAAGUCUAUCCCUCACAGUCAAUAAUACAUCCACAUAUCUUGUAACAGGUUAAUGUCCCUGUCUUAACAACAGGCUGCAAUAUGAAACCGCUCAAUACUUUUAAUUCCAUUUUUAAUGACAGUUUGGCUGUGAUCCUGAAUUACUUUGUAUGUUUUGUGUUCAAAAAGUUUAAUAAAUGAAUUAUG
Molecule: messenger RNA, 652 nt
Organism: Pundamilia nyererei
Lineage: Eukaryota; Metazoa; Chordata; Actinopteri; Cichliformes; Cichlidae
Product: thioredoxin-like
Exons: 5
Coding region: 78-401 (107 amino acids)
Molecular function (GO): protein-disulfide reductase activity
Source: RefSeq, a predicted model, not a curated record